Messenger RNA from Hibiscus syriacus, 540 nucleotides. RefSeq names its product 21 kDa seed protein-like. The transcript has a single exon. The record is from RefSeq and is a predicted model, not a curated record. Gene Ontology annotation, molecular function: endopeptidase inhibitor activity. The coding region runs from base 4 to 540 and encodes 178 amino acids. Lineage: Eukaryota; Viridiplantae; Streptophyta; Magnoliopsida; Malvales; Malvaceae.
ACCAUGAAAACUAUAUCAGCUGCAGCUUUGUUCAUCUUCUUUCUCUUCUCCGUAUCCAACGCUGCAAAGGAGCCGGUGCUCGAUACUGAUGACGAACCUCUCCGCUCCGACGUUGAAUACUACAUCGUGUCAACGAUACCAGGUGCUGGUGUUGGUGGCCUUGACUUAGCCUCCUCAUCUGAAAUCUUUUGUCCGAAAUUCGUAAUCCAACAAAGAUUUUCAAACGGUAGGCCGGUGUUCUUUCGUCCCGUUGACACUAAUGAUCCCGUCGUCUAUGUUUCCACCGAUGUAAACAUACGGUUCAUCGGCAUAGACGCGUUAUGCCGAGCAGUGCCUACAUGGAGCGUCGGCAAUUAUGAUCCUUCGGCGGGACAAUGGUGGAUCACAACCGGUGGGGAUGUAGGUAACCCUGGUCCUCAAACUUUGUCCAACUGGUUCAAGAUCGAGAAAGCUGGAUCUGGUUACAGACUGAGAUUCUGCCCUUCGGUGUGCGAUUCGUGCGUAAGCUUAUGCAACGAAAUUGACAGAUUUUUCUUAUGA